Molecule: messenger RNA, 1851 nt
Organism: Aspergillus niger
Lineage: Eukaryota; Fungi; Ascomycota; Eurotiomycetes; Eurotiales; Aspergillaceae
Exons: 4
Coding region: 1-1851 (616 amino acids)
Cellular component (GO): nucleolus
Molecular function (GO): RNA helicase activity; nucleic acid binding; ATP binding
Source: RefSeq, a predicted model, not a curated record
AUGAAGCGCAAGUUGGAUGCUAACGAUGUUCCCUCCCCCGAAGUUGCGGAGACUAAGGAGACCUCCGAUGCGGACGAGGCCGACUUUGAAAGCCUCAACCUGGAUCCGCGACUGCGCCAAGCCUUGAUCAAAGAGAAGUUCACCAAGCCUACGCCCGUCCAGGCCAAGGCUAUUCCUCUGGCGCUCGCAGGCAAAGAUAUCCUUGCUCGUGCAAAGACCGGCUCCGGAAAGACCGCCGCAUAUGUCCUCCCUAUUCUUCAGACCAUUCUUCAGAAGAAAGCUGCCGACCCCUCGUUGAAAGCCACCACUGGCCUCAUCCUCGUCCCCACUCGAGAGCUUGCAGAACAGGUCCAAAAAGUCGUCACCACAUUCGCUGCUUUCUGCGGAAAGGAUGUCCGCUCUGUGAACUUGACUCAGAAGGUUUCCGAGGCCGUACAGCGGACUAUGCUCUCUGACUACCCUGAUAUCGUCAUCUCCACCCCCGCUCGUGUGAUUGCCAACCUCGGAAACUCCUCUCUUUCGCUGGAUAACCUGACGCACCUCGUUAUCGACGAAGCCGACUUGGUCCUUUCAUACGGAUACGAUGAAGACAUCAAUGCGCUUUCCAAGGCGAUCCCCCGUGGCGUACAGACCUUCCUCAUGAGUGCUACGCUCACCUCGGAAGUGGAUACCUUGAAGGGAUUGUUCUGUCGCAGCCCUGUUGUGCUGAAGUUGGAGGAUAAGGAGGAGAAAGGCGCCGGUGUUAGCCAGUUUGUCGUCAAAUGCGCAGAGGAUGAGAAAUUCCUCCUGACAUAUGUUAUUUUCAAGCUUCAGCUCAUCAAGGGCAAAGUCAUCAUAUUCGUCGGAGACAUCGACCGUUGCUAUCGCCUCAAGCUUUUCCUGGAACAAUUCGGCGUCAAGAGCUGUGUGCUCAACUCUGAGUUGCCAGUGAACUCCCGAAUCCACGUCGUCCAGGAGUUCAACAAGGGUGUUUACGACAUCAUCAUUGCUGCAGAUGACCAAGAAGUCCUCGGAUCUAAGUCUAAGAAGGCCAAGAAUGCCGGUGCCGAUGAGGAGGAGGAAGCUGCUGGUGUCAUGGGCUCGAGUGAUGACGAAGAGGCUGAAGACGACAAGAAGUCGAAUCGUCCCGAUAAGCGCCGCAAGCUUACCGCGAAAGAAAAGGACUAUGGUAUCUCUCGUGGUAUCGACUUCCAGAACGUGGCCUGCGUCUUGAACUUUGACCUCCCCACAACCGCCAAAUCCUACACACACCGCAUUGGACGAACCGGCCGUGGCGGCAAGACCGGCAUGGCGCUCUCGUUCGUCGUCCCGGCAGACCAGUACGGAAAGCACAAACCCACUUCCUUCCCCACCGCCAAACAUGAUGAAGCCGUCCUGGCCAAGAUCGUCAAACGACAAUCCAAACAUGGCCACGAAGUCAAGCCCUACCACUUUGAGAUGAGUCAAGUCGACGCCUUCCGCUACCGUAUGACCGACGGUCUUCGCGCCAUCACCCGACUUGCCGUUCAGGAAGCCCGUGCUCGUGAGAUCCGUCAGGAGCUGGUCAAGAGCGAGAAACUGAAGCGCCACUUCGAAGACAACCCCGAUGAGCUGCGCCAGCUCCGUCACGAUGGCGAGUUGCGCUCCGCACGUAUCCAACCCCACCUCAAACACAUCCCCGAAUACCUGAUGCCGUCCAAGGGUCGCAAGGGCAUUUCCAGUGAGGACGUCGGCUUCGUUGGGUUCCGGAAAUCCAGCGACAACCGUAUCCGCAAGGCUAGAGAUAAGAACCGCGCCAAGGGCAAGGGCCGCAAGCCGUCAGGUGUUAGAAAGGUUGAUCCGUUGAAGACGUUCAAUCGGGGUCGGAAAUAG